AUGAAUUCGAACGGGUAUGACGGUUAUGACAGACAAUAUAGCGAGCUGGAAGGGCUCGAUCCAAGUUAUAUCACCACAUACCAAGCAUGGGGCAAAGCAGCCACAGAGCUAUACCGCUUAGAGAACGAGAUGGCACAGAAGUACGAAGAGUUGGUCCGCAAAUAUUCUGAGAAAUGCGCCGAAUGUGAGCGAGAGAAGCGUACAGCAAUGGUGUGGGAAAAAGAGCAGCGUAUGACGUUGAAAGAGCUACAGACUCUUAAAGCUUCUAUUGAAUCCACAUCCUUUGCAUUUGUCGUUAUUGAUGGAGAUGGCGCCGUCUUCCGUGAGGACCUUAUCGCUAAGGGCGAAGAAGGAGGUGGAGAGGCUGCUCACAUCCUCAAUAAGCAGCUUAAGGAGUAUUUCCAACAGCACCCCCAAUUCUCAGGAAUCGACACCAUUUUUGUUCAGGUUGUCCUUAGCGUUGAAGGCCUGUCGCGGGCCCUUCAUGCUUCGGGUACUUUACCCAUCAGCGACUAUGCCGCUUUGACCAAAUUUGGUCGUGGCUUCUGCCGAGCCCAACCGUUAUUCUCCUUUAUUGAUGUCGGGUACGGCAAAGAACAGGCCGACCAUAAGGUUCGAAAGGUUUUUGAGGUCAUGGAAAAGAAUGUCCAAUGCAAGUGUCUUAUUUUGGGAGGUUGCCACGAUAAUGGCUAUGCCACUUUUCUGGAGUCAUUUCGCGGCAAUGACAAGAUCUGCCUGCUUGAAACAACCCCUCCCGCCUCAGACUUUUGGAAGUUUACUUUCAACCGCGUAUAUUUCCCUGAAGUUUUUCGUUCUGAGCCCCUUCCGUCCAAGCAGACCAUCCCUUCUGGCUUCUCCUCCACUGCUUCAUUGGCACCACAUCAUAGCAGCUCUACAAGUUCGUCGUCGUCGCUCAACAGCCCGGCACUCACCGGUUCUCCAAAGCCUUCUGUGGCGACUCAGGUCGUUUCCGCAAGCAAGUCCGAGGCGCAGCCCAGCAGUUGGGCUGCUGUGACUAAGAGAACUUCCGCACAGCGUGCUUUCAUGCAGCUCAACAAAGAUGAUCAGCGUGUCGAUGUUCCCCUGCCCAAGGCCGACUACAAUGCUGUCAAGUCUUUAGACGAGCGAAGCAAGAUUAAUGGCGCUAACUUUUGCAAUCACACCUACCAUUAG
Thermochaetoides thermophila DSM 1495 is the source of this 1173-nucleotide messenger RNA. RefSeq lists its product as uncharacterized. NCBI's taxonomy places the organism in Eukaryota, Fungi, Ascomycota, Sordariomycetes, Sordariales, Chaetomiaceae. The record is from RefSeq and is a predicted model, not a curated record. The transcript is spliced from 4 exons. Bases 1 to 1173 code for a protein of 390 amino acids.